UGCGUUGCCAUAUUGUACAGCACUUGUGUUAAAUAAACGAGUCUAACUAAAUUAAUCGGCAGCAAAUAUGCCUUCUUAUAAAUUUACGUAUUUUAAUGGAAAGGGGAGAGCGGAGGUUUCUCGGCUUUUAUUUGCUGCUGCUGGAAAGGCCUUUGACGACGUUAGGAUUGAUUCCGCGCAAUGGAGUGAUCUCAAAAAAGUUAUGCCACAGGGAACACUGCCGGUGUUGGAAGUGGGUGGAAAGACGAAGAUCUCACAGAGCGUAUCGAUAGCGAGGUACCUCGCACGAGAGUUUGACUUGUAUGGCAAGGGUAACACUGAAAUGGCGUUAGUGGACCAGAUUAUUGACACCACCCAAGAUCUCUUAAGCGCGGUCUUAAAAUUUGCCUUUCUUAAGGACGAAGCUGAAAAGGCCAAGAAAAGGGAAGAGUUCUUGGCAGGUGACGCUAAAAAAUAUCUGGGAUUUUUAGAAAACCUUGUUAAAGAGGGCGGAAAGAGCGGCUUUGCGGUUGGAUCGUCGUUAACAGUUGCCGACCUUAUGCUUUACGCCUUCAUAGAAAAUUCUCAAAUUGUGGAACUUUUGAAAGAUUACAAACUGUUGGACGCCAACAGAAAGAAGGUCGAGCAGCUACCAAAGAUAAAGGAAUACUUGAAGAAGAGGCCCGUCACUACAUUCUAGGAUAAUUGUUUAAAUAUCUGACCUACUAGCCAUGUCGUGUUAUUUCGUUCUGUAAUGGAAUGUUUCGUCCAUUUAUUAUCAAAUUGUUGUGUUAUUUAUAUUACUUUAUUGUGCAGUAUAUUCUUAGCAAAAUUACGUAAUGUUCAAUGCAUCCUUUUUCUCUCGUGUACUUUGGAAAACUGUGAAUAAAAUGCGUAAAAAAAGGUU
Mya arenaria is the source of this 886-nucleotide messenger RNA. RefSeq names its product glutathione S-transferase-like. Lineage: Eukaryota; Metazoa; Mollusca; Bivalvia; Myida; Myidae. The record is from RefSeq and is a predicted model, not a curated record. Gene Ontology annotation, biological process: glutathione metabolic process. The transcript has 5 exons. The coding region runs from base 68 to 679 and encodes 203 amino acids. Gene Ontology annotation, molecular function: glutathione transferase activity.